CACACACACACACACACACACACACACACACACACACACACACACACACGUGCAACCGAGCGUCGAGAGCAGCAUCGGUCCGAGCCGCUGGUGGUUGCCCUUCACCGCUUCGCCGAGGCACGAAGCCCGCCGGGAGACGACGACGACUAAGAGGGGAAGGAGAAGAAACCCCCCCGUUGAUGGGAAGAGGAGGGUCGGGGCUUGUUUUGGGAGGUGCUAGAGGGAAAGAGCGAGAGAGCUGUUGCAAGAGAACAUCACAACAUCGCAGCAGCUUGCAGAUGUGGAAGGAGCGCCGCUCAAGUUCCCGUCCUGGGUGUCCCGCCCAGUGAUUGUAGCUCAGAGCCGAAGAAGAGGAGGAGGAGGAGGAGGAGGAGAAAAAAGCAGAAAGGGUGCCAUGGGGGUCAGCCUCAGACAGGAUGUGGUUUGGCUCCUGCCGUUCUUCAUCCUGCUGGUGACGCUUAAUCUGCGGCCCGCCCGGGGUCAAGUAUGUCCUCAGCGCUGCGAGUGCGUUGCCAAACUCAAGACGGUCUCCUGCCACGGUAAGAGAUUGUCUGCGCUGCCUGACGGGAUUCCACUGGACACCAAGAUCCUGGACCUGAGUGCGAAUAAACUGCGCUGGGUGGAGCAUGGCGAUCUGAUAUCCUUUUCCAACGUGGAGAAGCUGGAUCUCGGUGAGAAUAUGAUCAGUGUCCUGGAACCGAAUGCUUUUUCUAGUCUGCAGAGCCUGCAGUCGCUUUCACUGAGGGGUAACCAAUUAAAACUGAUCCCCACGGGGGCUUUCUCACACCUUUCAAAUCUCACCUCUCUGGACCUUAGUGGGAAUAAGCUUGUGAUUCUUUUGGACUUUACUUUCCAAGACCUGAAGAGUCUGCGGAACCUGGAAGUUGGCGACAACGAUCUGGUGUAUAUCUCCAACAAGGCCUUUUUGGGUCUGGUGGCACUGAGAGAGUUGACCAUCGAGAGGUGCAACUUGACUUCGGUAUCCAGUCAGUCUUUGUCCUACCUCCACAACCUGGUAACCCUGCGGCUCCGCUACCUGGGCAUCUCCACGUUAGAGGACCAGAACUUUCGUAAGCUGGGAAACCUGAGGGGUCUGGAGAUCGAUCACUGGCCCUUUUUGGAAUACGUCACCCCCCACAGCCUCCAGGGUCUCAACUUGUCAUGGUUGUCCAUCACGCAUACCAACAUCACCUGCGUGCCCACGUCGGCCCUACGAAGCCUCUCCCACCUCACCAGCCUCAACCUAUCCUUCAACCCGAUUUCGGUCCUGGAGUCCUGGUCGCUGAGAGACCUACUCCGGCUGAAGGAGCUGCAUCUGGUCGGCACAAGGCUGGCGACAGUGCAGCCGUACGCCCUGGGUGGUCUCCGUCAAAUCCGCCUGCUUAACCUCUCGGCGAACAACUUGGUGACUCUGGAGGAGGCAGCCUUCCAGUCGGUCAACAGCCUGGAGACACUCCGUUUGGACGGCAACCCACUGGCCUGCGACUGCCGCUUGCUUUGGAUCCUUCAGCGUCGGAAGACGCUGAAUUUUGACGGCGCCUCCCCGGUGUGCAUGACGCCCUUGGAGGUGCAGGGGCGAUCCUUGGGCGCGUUCUCAGAUGCAGCCCUCUUUGAUCAUUUCACCUGCCAGAAGCCCAAAAUCCGCAACAGGAAACUGCAGCAAAUAUCGGCUCGCGAGGGGCAGGUGGUGUCCUUCGUUUGCAGGGCGGAGGGGGAGCCCACGCCGGUGAUCUUCUGGAUAUCUCCGCAGCGGCGUCGCAUCACGACGAAGAGCAGCGGCCGCUUGACGGUCUUAAAGGAAGGCACCUUGGAAAUCAGGUAUGCCCAGGUGAUGGACACCGGAACCUACAUCUGCAUUGCCAGUAAUGCAGGAGGGAAUGACACGUACUUUGCUACGCUCACAGUCAGCGGGCUGCCACUCGACGCCGCCCUCAUGGCCAACCGCACCUACUACGCCGGGGACCUUAACGACACAAACCUGAAUGACACGAGAGUUUUCCUCAAGUUCACUCUGGACCUGAAGACGAUCCUCAUCUCCACGGCGAUGGGCUGCAUCAUGUUCCUGGGGGUGGUCCUCUUCUGUUUCAUCCUGCUCUUCGUGUGGAGUCGCGGGAAAGGACAGCACAAAAAUAAUUUCUCCGUCGAGUACUCUUUUAGAAAAGUGGACGGGCCGGCCACCAGCGGAGGGCAGGGCGGUGCCCGCAAGUUCAACAUGAAGAUGAUUUGAUCCUCCUGGAGAGCUUUUAAACUUUUUUUGGAUUGCUUCUUUGCUCAUCUCUGACAGGAAAUGAGGACACCUGAAGGAUGGCUGCCUUGCUUGAGAUCACUCAUGUGAAUGUUGAGAGGACACAAGUUGGCACUGAUCCCCACCACACACACACACACACACACACACCGACGCACACACACCACCACAUACACUUAAUUGUACAGUGUUCUUUCCCUAAUGCUGUUUUUCAAUGUCAAGGACAUUAAUCACUUUCUCUUUGUGCUUGCAACGUUGACCACAUUUGUUUUUGACAUUCUGGGAGAAAAACAACCUCGAGUCAUGAGAAACUAUUCCAAAGGUGUAUAUGUAACAUCCGAGUGCGCUUUGAUGAGAGUUACUCACGGGAAGGGAUGAUAAUGACAACCUCUGACGACUGAGCUUUUGAACAUGUUAUUCUCUGUGUUCUGUUACAACUGGAAAUGAAACCAAGCAAUGAAAACAUGCUAGGAUUUUAAUCCGUAUCUCCGGUCACUUCCUCCUUCGAGCACACCAUUUCCACAAGACAUUAAACAAAACCACUAAUCGCUUUUACACGGGUCUUCGGUUUUCCACAGAAUCCACAUGAGACAUUUCAAGGAUACAAACGGCGUGCAGUGAAUUCAUAAGAAUAUAUUGCCACGCUCAUUUACCCCCAUACUAUUUAUUUUUCAUUCAUUAAUUCGUUCUAAAUUUGAAAAAAAUUCCCGUUUCUUAACAUGUCUGUGGCAUGCAAAAAACGAAACAACAAAAAAAAAAAACCUCAAGUCAUCUUCAACUUAGCAAUCGUGUGCUGCUGAUCAGAAGCUAACCUUGCUAGCUAACGCGAACGUUUACAUCCAACCAAACUCAGUGCAGCCCUGCUUACCUUUUGCCAUUGACAUGACACCAGUGUAAGAUGUGGUUGUUUCCUCGUGGUGGCCUCUCCCCAUGACAGCGUUUCAGCCAGUGUCGUGCAGCAGUUGCUUGAAAGUGCCUCUGGAUCUUCACCCAGCCUAUCUCAUCAUAUCAUGGGUGCAGAAACUUGUGGGGGCAGUUAUGUAAAUGAGCCCCACUGUUAUGUCACGUAACACUGCAGUAUGACUCGCUCAGAGACACGUUUUCAAAAUAGGCAGACAAAAUCGUGACUUGAUUUGAUUUGGCACUCGAUGGGUGGGACGGCACUCCAGUCACAUAACUAUUUGUAGAAAGGCCAUAAAAUGUCAUUUUCCCAUCAUGUGUCCUCCUUAAGGCUCAAGUCAAAAUGGGCCCUUAAUGUAUUUACAAAGAGACAGUACCAGAAGGAUUAAAUGGGAAUAUAGUGUCCAAAAUGUACGAUACUGUUUAGUAUUCUAUUGCUUCCUCGUGGCUUGUUUUAUACAAAGGUUGUGCAAUCACAUUUUACUGUUCAUUCAGCUGUAACUUUUUUUUUUUGCAAAGCAGGGUUAUGUCCCUUACAUUUUCUCUGUCUCUCUCUUUCUUUCCGCCGUCUCAAACUGAUCACACUCCCCGAGCUCAUAGCGAACGUGACCUUGUGCACUGGCACAAAGUGUUGUGAUGAAAAGAUGAACGAGAGCUCAGUGGGCCGUAAUCUUGUUACAUAGGAAUGGAGUUGCAAGAGAAAAUUGCAGGUUCUUUUCCAGAAAGAUAUCAAUGGAAGUUUAGCUAAGGAAUACAAAAGAGGGACGCUUUCCAUAGGAAUGAAUGGGAAUUGACUUUACACACUGCAGAACAAAGACCGGAUCUAAAAAGUCUACACACCCUUGUUCAAAGGCCAGAUUUCUGUGACAAGAACUAAUAAGACCAAAAUAAAUAAUUUCCACCAUUAGUGUCCCUUAACCUAUACAAAUCAAAUGAAUUUUUAGAAAAAAAAAAACAGUUUGAGAAUGAGAUAAACAACUGAAAUCAUGUGGUUGCAAAAGUGGGCACACUUAUGUUAAAAAUUAACCCAUCACAAUUCUGCUCGUAUUCAAUGGGUGCCAGCACACAUCUGCCACCAUUGAAAGAGCAAGACUAAAUAUUUUGUGCUAUCACUGCCUGCUAUUUGGAGGUAUUCAUAAUUCCUUGCACCUCGGAAAAGGCCCCAGUUCCAUCUGAAACAAAAAAACAGCCCCAAAGCAUGAUGCGCCCAUCAACAAGCCUCACACUAGGUAUGAUGUUGUUUUGGUGACCAGCAAUGUUGUGUUUUGUGCCAAACACACCUUGUGGCCAAACGGCUCAUUUUCCCAAAAUAGUUUUACACUCAAAAGCAAAAAAAAAAAAAAAAAAAGAAAGAUGUCAGGUAAAGCCGACUACAACAUCUGAACAUGGUUUUAACCCUUUAGAGGACAGCGAUUACGACAGUGGACAGUUUAUCAGGUGGCAGGCGUGAGCUGACUCCCUUGUAACAAGAGUUGGAAUGGAAUUGGUGAGUUCAAAACAUAGCCACAUAAUAUCAGUUUUACUUGGAGCUUUUUUUUUUAAUCAGUUAAAGUGUGUGGAUUGUAGGUCACCUUAAUUGUAAUUUUUAUCUCAAUGUCAAACAAAACAUGGCAUUUAUUUGAACAGGGGUGUGUGGACAUUUUGUAUCCUCUGUGAUCAUGAACAUUCACAAAGUUGAACGCUUCAACAAGUAUGUUUCGCAUUACCUUUGCCUUUUCAACGGGAUGCUCCUACAGAAUUUUGCCGAUUAUGGCUUGUUUCCAAACUUGUGUUGCAAGACCCCCCCCCCCCCAUUCAAAUUGAAGGACAAAAUUGAAACUUUUCCUUUUUAAUCCCGAAAAAGUCACAUUUCUUCUCAUUAAUUCUUAUCGAAGAAUCACUGUUAGGAUGCAAACACUGAACUGUUCAGUAUUCCACUUCAUAAUCAACGAAAAUCAAAUAUUAAUGGCCUCAUUAGUUUACACACUUGAUUUAGUUCCGCUCAAGGCAUUUCUCUUCGAGUGGAACUUGACAUUGGCUCCCCACACUGUUAACUUCAAGCCACACACUUAUUACUCUGCUGCCAUCUGCUGUAUUACCUUGUACUGGUUUGGUACAAGUUUGGAAUUACAAACUUGCAUUUUUUUUCAUUGUCUUUUGUUGAAAUCAUGCUGUAAAUAUUGAAACCACUGCCAUUGGAAAUUGUGCUGCUGUUUUUAAUGGUGGUGAUUCAUUUAUAUGUAUGUAUAUAUG
Messenger RNA from Hippocampus comes (tiger tail seahorse), 5377 nucleotides. It is a transcript of the gene lingo3a, whose product is annotated as leucine rich repeat and Ig domain containing 3a. Gene Ontology annotation, cellular component: plasma membrane. The record is from RefSeq and is a predicted model, not a curated record. NCBI's taxonomy places the organism in Eukaryota, Metazoa, Chordata, Actinopteri, Syngnathiformes, Syngnathidae. Gene Ontology annotation, molecular function: protein binding. The transcript has 3 exons. Bases 395 to 2227 code for a protein of 610 amino acids.